This is a messenger RNA of Ostrinia furnacalis (Asian corn borer), 1114 nucleotides long. RefSeq lists its product as uncharacterized. Lineage: Eukaryota; Metazoa; Arthropoda; Insecta; Lepidoptera; Crambidae. The record is from RefSeq and is a predicted model, not a curated record. The transcript has a single exon. Bases 434 to 1003 code for a protein of 189 amino acids.
GUGGUCGUAAAUUAUGGGUUCAGAUGGUUAAAUCGUUCAAAUCUGAAAAAACUUUCUUGUGUUGAAACAGAACCCAUUUGCAAAAGAAACGUGCAGCUUACAAUUAUUUCUAAAACUUAUCUUCCGCAGGCGAAUAAAAUUAAAUGAAGCCGGUCGUUUAAUGUUAUCUGAAGUCGUGACUUUCGAUCCGCUAAUAAAGUAAACACGGCUGCAGAUGCAUGUGCUCUGCGUGCUCUUACUUGUAUGUGUUUAAAGAUUAAAAUCGAACGAGAGUUCACCAACUCUACAAUUGAAUCGAACACAGCUUACCAUUAUCUCGUUACAACAUAUCUAAAGCACACAAACACAUCGCAUCGCAUAUCGUUGUUUACAUAUCCGGGCCUAUAUUUGGACGGGGUACAAUCAUCUCACAAACUAUCGUCAUUUCGCGAAGAUGCCCGAGAGAAAGUACGCCGUCGCGUGCGCACUUGUUUUUCUGUUGGAAAUAAGUUGUGUUGUGGCUUCAAGCAGUGAAGAUAAAUGCAUAGACUAUUACCAGACCGGAGAUAAUUUUGAUUUGAAUGAGUUGGAAGGCAGCCGGUUUGUAGUGUACUUCUGGCCGCCGAAUCAGAGGCAGAGGAGCAACUGCGAAGUGAUCACGUUUAAGAAGCUUUCGCGGCAAGAUGUGCAGGCUGCAUACAGUGACUGUAAGAAGCUCGACGUAUCGAACCAGACUGUUGUACAAGCGUCGUAUGUGAACAACGCUGGGAAAUCGAUGACACAUCUCUACUACGGCGACGUCGAAGUGAAGCGGCAGUACCGAACUUGUGAACGCAUUUCAAAGUACAUAUUCAAGAGGGUCAGCGAUAACUAUGUGAUGGGGAUCAACUGUUCGGCGGGAGGGCGGGGACUAUUGCUGUCGAAGACUCUACCGAGCGCGUCCGAAGUGCAGUCGGUGGCUGACCAAAUUGAGAUCAUGAGUGGUCGAGAAGGUAGCCCAGACUGCAAGCUAUCAAGACGAUGAGUUUAAUGUUUUAUGAUUUAAGUAAAUACAAAGUUACUGAAACUGAUAUUAUGUACUUAAAUGUUUACCUACCUUAUAUUUUGACAUUAUUUUAUUUGUGUAUUUCGUAAA